Kluyveromyces marxianus DMKU3-1042 is the source of this 1038-nucleotide messenger RNA. RefSeq names its product ssDNA endodeoxyribonuclease SAE2 (gene SAE2). The transcript has a single exon. The record is from RefSeq and is a predicted model, not a curated record. NCBI's taxonomy places the organism in Eukaryota, Fungi, Ascomycota, Saccharomycetes, Saccharomycetales, Saccharomycetaceae. The coding region runs from base 1 to 1038 and encodes 345 amino acids.
AUGAGUCAAGAAACGGAAGAAAGUUUAGAAUCAUGGCUUCACAAUCUAGAAUGGUCCCAAUUGCUAUCAUUGCAGAAACAACUCGUGUCGGAGAUGGACAGAAGGUACUGUGAACUAAGUACAACAAAAGAAAUUAAUGUCAAGAAUGAAUUAGAUGAAAUGGUAGAAGAGCUUCCCUCUACUCAAUUUGAUCCAGUACUCCAUAAAACGCACUCUAAACGGUGUGGAACUGAUCUAUCUGCUGGCAGAAGGACUAUAAAGAAGGAAGAAUUAUCGGAAGCAAUUUCACUUCGGCGGAACAUGGAGUUGUUGAGUUCCCCACUCAAAGAAAACGAGAUUAUUCUUGAUUCACAGGCAUCGGACAUACUGAAGGAACAGGAUACUAAUAUUCGAUUAUCUCAGCAAGCUGUGGACUUGAAACAAAGACUACCGAAAUCCCCAGUAAAACGCACUCUUUUCUCUCAAAGUAGCACAGAAAACAACAAGAAACAGAAAUGUAUGAUUGAUUUUAAUAUUAAUCCAAUAACUAAGAAACCUUGGAUCUACGAAGAUUUUAAGCCAAAUGAUUCAAUGUCAGAUAAAAAGGGCAAAAGGACAUCAAAAAAAGUCGCUCGUUUCCAUGAAAAGGCAGGAUCUCCUAUCAAAGACAAACAACGGACAAUAUUAAAUGAUAAUGGUUUAUUGGAAACCGUUGAUCAUCAGACUCAGAGGCAGCAGCAACAAUUUACCCCAAAGAAACAAGAGAUUCCGGAUUUGCACUUUGAGGAUGACUCAUUCGAAAAUCUUAGAGUAAGAUCGAAAUCUCCACCUGGCUAUGGACGUCUGAACUUCCCUACAACUCAAGAAAGAAUUGACGAUAAAGAGGAGUCUAAAAAACUUCUAUACCAGAAAACUAAGGAACGUUUUUUAGAAGCCACUAAUAAUCUCGUUCCAAUUACGGAAAGAGAAUUCUAUUUCAGGAACUCAAAGCUAAAUGAUAUUGUAGAUGAUGGAAAUUUUACAUGGACAGCAGAAGAACUGAAAAUAUUUACUAGGUAA